AUGCACCCUCGAACCAGCACCCCAAAGGUCUCAACCGUCCUCCGCGACUUCAUCGCUCAGGCCAAGUGCAUCUGCUGCACGGUGCGCGUGGUCUCCCUGACGGCGUCCCGCGCCGUGGUGGAGUGGGGCUGCGUCCCCUACUUCACGGCGCGCGGCCGCCGGGCCGAGUUCGUCUACUACACGGCCGAGCACGUCGCCGACGUCCGCCCCGAAGUGCUCCGGACCUACUCCGGCAAGGACGAGUCGGACGAGUGGGUCCGUGACCGACUGCGCGACAGCUGGCUUGUCGAGCAGCUGGCUUACUGGGCUGAGUUCCUCGACGAGUGGAAGUUCUAUCGCGAGUGGUACGUCUACCGCUCCGAGCUGUUCGAGAGGAUGCCCGACGUGCUCAGUCCUGGUUGCAAGGGUUGCGUGAAGACGCACCGGCCUGACGGUGCGCGGCGACGGGCUUCGUCCUGCGCUUGA
Colletotrichum karsti is the source of this 465-nucleotide messenger RNA. RefSeq lists its product as uncharacterized. NCBI's taxonomy places the organism in Eukaryota, Fungi, Ascomycota, Sordariomycetes, Glomerellales, Glomerellaceae. The record is from RefSeq and is a predicted model, not a curated record. Bases 1 to 465 code for a protein of 154 amino acids. The transcript has a single exon.